AUGGAGCAAGGCCUUUCCGGCAGACCCUACACCUUCCUGUUCGAUGACCUCAAGGAGAACUCACGGUUGCUCAAGGAAGCCAACUCCAAGCCUAUCACCAUCUUCGACGACAUCAAGCCCCGUCUCUUGCCCUUCUUGCAUCAAUCCUCCCAAACCUAUGCCUUAGGCAGGGGUGUCUGGGCCUUACACACGAAGACCGAAACAGGGGCGUCCCGAGUGGCGACUACAGGCACCAGUACGGCACCUUCCAAGGCGUCGCCAACUACCCGCUGCACUAGCAGCCGGCGAUCGGCUACCCCAGCCGGCUCCUCCGCCGGGCGCCACCGAUCCCCCGCCCCCGCCCACUAUUACCAUCAUGGGUAUCACAACGUCCCAGGUUAUGCUGUUGCUGAAGGAAGACCAGUAAGAGAAUCACGGCUGCCUUGCUGUGGUAUUGGAGUUGGAUGGUUUCUGUUUAUCCUUGGCUUCUUCCUUGGUGCCAUCCCUUGGUACAUUGGACUACUUCUUCUUGUCUGUGGAAGGAUAGACUACCGGGAAAAGCCUGGAUAUAUUGCUUCUACAAUUGCUGCAAUCCUGGCAACAAUUGCAAUUGUCCUUGGUGUCACGAGAGAAGCCGAUGAUUGUUAACAUCAUAGCAAAUGGCCUUAAUAGGUAUCUGAAAAUGGCAUGGUUCAUGCGAUCUAGCUGGUGACUACAUGAACAGAUGGGGCCAUCACGUUAUCAACUGUAAUUAAUCACAAUUUUCCUUCUGUCAGGUGAGCAAGGAAAACAGCGUGAUUGUUUUGGUCCGAGAAAUCCAUGUUUUGGAAUUAUUCCUAGUUUUCAAGGAUCGUUUUGUGGAAUUAAGAACAAGGUUCUCCUGUCUAUAUUUAUGCAAGAACGGAAGUCUAAGACUCUCGACUCAAUUGUACAUUUCAUCAAAAGAAAAUGGCGAUACCAUUUUAGU
Eucalyptus grandis is the source of this 946-nucleotide messenger RNA. RefSeq lists its product as uncharacterized. The transcript has 6 exons. Lineage: Eukaryota; Viridiplantae; Streptophyta; Magnoliopsida; Myrtales; Myrtaceae. The record is from RefSeq and is a predicted model, not a curated record. The coding region runs from base 1 to 627 and encodes 208 amino acids.